Molecule: messenger RNA, 4911 nt
Organism: Syngnathoides biaculeatus (alligator pipefish)
Lineage: Eukaryota; Metazoa; Chordata; Actinopteri; Syngnathiformes; Syngnathidae
Gene: map4k4
Product: mitogen-activated protein kinase kinase kinase kinase 4
Exons: 32
Coding region: 314-4309 (1331 amino acids)
Biological process (GO): protein phosphorylation
Molecular function (GO): ATP binding; protein kinase activity
Source: RefSeq, a predicted model, not a curated record
CCGGGUACUCUUCUGAUGAAGAUGGGCGAGGCGGGACGAUCAAGAGGAUGCGUCCGGUGAGAGAGACGCUGUGGGGGGGGGGGACUCGACUCGCCAGUCCUCUCGGUACGUAGCAGCGGCUGGAACGGAGUUACGGACCGAGCGAGAGGAACGCCGCGUAUGGCGAGAAUUCAACGCCACAACAACAACAGAUAAAUAUAAAAAACACGAGGAUGAGACGUUGCCUCUCUGCUUGAAGGACACUUUAAAAAAAAAAAAAAACAACGCCAUUUCGUUCAUUUUCGCCUGGCCUUUUUUUUUUACGCUUUAAACAAUGGCGAACGACUCUCCGGCCAAAAGCCUGGUGGAUAUCGACCUGGCAUCCCUGCGGGACCCUGCUGGGAUUUUCGAGCUGGUGGAAGUAGUUGGAAAUGGCACCUACGGACAAGUCUACAAGGGUCGGCAUGUCAAGACGGGACAACUUGCAGCCAUUAAGGUUAUGGACGUUACAGAGGAUGAAGAGGAGGAGAUCAAGCUGGAGAUCAACAUGCUGAAGAAGUACUCGCACCACCGCAACAUCGCUACCUACUAUGGCGCCUUCAUUAAGAAAAGCCCGCCAGGACAUGACGACCAACUAUGGCUGGUGAUGGAGUUCUGCGGAGCUGGGUCUAUCACAGACCUGGUAAAGAACACCAAAGGCAACACACUGAAGGAAGACUGGAUUGCCUAUAUCUCCAGAGAGAUCCUCAGGGGCUUAGCUCACCUUCAUGCCCAUCAUGUUAUCCAUCGUGACAUUAAGGGCCAAAAUGUCCUGCUGACGGAGAACGCCGAAGUCAAACUAGUGGACUUCGGCGUUAGCGCUCAGCUGGAUCGAACGGUGGGCCGACGAAACACUUUCAUCGGGACGCCCUAUUGGAUGGCUCCAGAAGUCAUCGCCUGUGAUGAAAACCCAGACGCCACUUAUGACUACCGGAGCGACUUGUGGUCCUGUGGAAUUACGGCCAUCGAGAUGGCUGAAGGAGCUCCGCCAUUGUGUGACAUGCAUCCCAUGAGAGCACUCUUCCUCAUCCCCAGAAACCCUCCUCCAAGACUCAAGUCCAAAAAAUGGUCCAAGAAGUUCUUCAGCUUCAUUGAAGGCUGCCUGGUGAAGAACUACACCCAGCGGCCGCCCACCGAGCAGCUCCUCAAACACCCCUUCAUUAGGGACCAGCCCAAUGAGCGGCAGGUGCGCAUCCAGCUCAAGGACCACAUUGAUCGCACCAAGAAGAAGCGAGGCGAGAAGGAUGAGACGGAGUACGAAUAUAGCGGAAGUGAAGAAGAGGAGGAGGAAGCAUCAGAGCAAGAAGGAGAACCAAGCUCCAUUGUCAACGUGCCGGGAGAGUCAACGUUGCGCCGGGACUUCAUCCGUCUACAGCAAGAGAACAAGGAGCGCUCAGAGGCGCUGCGCCGGCAGCAGCUCCUGCAGGAGCAGCAGCUACGAGAGCAGGAAGAGUACAAGCGCCAGCUGCUGGCUGAGAGGCAGAAGCGUAUCGAGCAGCAGAAGGAGCAGCGGCGGCGGCUGGAGGAGCAACAACGCCGGGAGCGAGAGAUGCGUCGGCAGCAGGAGCGUGAGCAAAGGCGGCGUGAACAGGACGACAAACGGCGAGCCGAUGAGUUGGAGCGUCGGCGUAAGGAGGAGGACGAGCGGCGGCGGGCCGAGGAGGAAAAGCGGCGGGCUGACAGGGAGCAGGAGUACAUCAGACGGCAGCUGGAGGAGGAGCAGAGGCAUCUUGAGAUCCUGCAGCAGCAGCUGCUACACGAACAGGCCAUGUUGCUGGCAGACGAGCGCUACCGGAAAAACAUCCAAGGUUCUCCUCAGUCAGUGCAGACCAAACCACAACAACCACCUGUUCCGCCACGGUCCGAGUCCUCCUACCCAAAUGGAAACGCUGAGGUCAUGCACCGGCCUGUGGAAGCACAGGUGCGCGCCAUAAAAAGUGGCGGCAACCUGCCUCCACCGCCUGCCACUGCCGUGUGUCGCUCACACUCCUUCAGCGAGCCUCACCAUCAUCCUCCAUCUUCAUCAUCCCCAUCAUCAUUGUCGUCACACCAUGCACACACUGACACACAAGCCCAACCCCAGACUAGACCCCACCAAGCAGUAGCGCCCCCUUCUGCAGAAGUACCACCCAGGGUCCCCGUCAGGACAACGUCCCGCUCGCCAGUGUUGCCGAGGCGAGACUCUCCUCAUCGCCAUGGCAAUGCGCCACACACCGGCCACCCUGUCAACCGCAACGCUGGCAGUGCGGCCGAGCCCCGGCUGCUGUGGGAGCGAGUGGAGAAGAUGCUUCCCAGAUCUGCGGGCAGCGCUAGUGGGUCUAGCGGAGGCUCAAGCGGUUCAUCUAGCAGCUCGUCCAGCAACUCCAGCUCGCAGGCCAGCUCCGGCGAGCGGUUCAGGCCCCGUUCCUCCUCCAAAUCAGAGAGUUCGCCCCUCCACAGGCCAGAGAACGCUGGGAAAACAUCAGAGGAGAGGCCAAGGCCGGGCAGACCAGCGCAGGACUUGACUGCGUUGGCUAAAGAACUCCGUGCGGUGGACGACAUCCGACCACCCAACAAGGUGACUGAUUACUCGUCAUCCAGCGACGAUUCGGAUACCACAGACGAGGAUGACGACGAGGAGGUGGACCAGGAGGGUGGCGAAGAGUCCACCUCAGGCCCGGAGGACUCCAGAGCUGUGUCGUCCCGGCUGAGUAAUGGCGAGACGGAGUCGGUGAAGACGAUGAUUGUCCACGACGAGGGCGAGAGCGACGUGGGCUCCACGCCGUGCAAAGACAGCACCCUGGUAGUCCGACAGAGCGAGCACAAAAAGAGGCCCGCUGGCUCAGCGUCCAGCCCGGGCCUCGCCCAGCAUGUCCCAAGCCCCCUUCAUCACCACCACCACCAACAACAACACCAUCAUCAUCAGCCACCGCAGGCUGAGCGGAACGGUUUCGCAGGCCGCAUCCACCUCCUGCCAGACCUGAUCCAGCAGAGCCAUCAUUCCUCCCCUUCCUCCUCCCCGUCCUCCCCAUCCUCUUCCUCCUCUGGUCUGGCCAGCCCCAUCUCGUCCCCACAAAGUCCCCUGGACAAGCUGGCCCUCCUCAUUGAGAGUCAGUCGAGCAACAACAUGCAGAAACACAAGUCUUCAUCGUCGUUCACGCCGUUCAUCGACCCGCGUCUGCUGCAAGUGUCGCCCUCCGCGGGCAGCGCGCUAAACAACGUCGGCUACGGCAACGACGCUCGUCUGGCGGAGGCCUUGAGGGCGGACCCGUCCCGCAAAGGUUCCGUAGUCAACGUCAACCCGGUCAACACACGUCCGCAGAGUGAUACGCCGGAGAUCCGCAAGUACAAGAAGAGGUUCAACUCGGAAAUCUUAUGUGCAGCACUCUGGGGCGUAAACUUGUUGGUGGGCACCGAGAGUGGCCUGAUGCUUUUGGACCGCAGCGGUCAGGGCAAAGUUUACCCGCUCAUCAACCGAAGACGUUUCCAGCAAAUGGAUGUGUUGGAGGGACUAAAUGUCCUCGUCACUAUAUCAGGUAAAAAGAACAAGCUGCGUGUUUACUACUUGUCGUGGCUGCGGAACAAGAUUCUGCACAACGACCCUGAGGUGGAAAAGAAACAAGGUUGGACCACUGUGGGCGAGCUGGAAGGUUGUGUCCACUACAAAGUGGUCAAAUAUGAGAGGAUCAAGUUCUUGGUUCUUGCCUUGAAGAACUCAGUGGAGGUCUACGCGUGGGCGCCUAAACCGUACCACAAGUUCAUGGCCUUCAAGUCUUUCGGCGAGCUGGUUCACAAGCCCCUGCUUGUAGACUUGACUGUGGAGGAAGGCCAGAGGUUGAAGGUGAUCUACGGCUCGUGCUCGGGCUUCCACGCCGUGGACGUGGACUCCGGGGCGGUCUACGACAUCUACCUGCCAACCCAUAUCCAAACGCACAUCCAGUCCCAUGCCAUCAUUAUCCUGCCCAACACGGACGGCAUCGAGCUGCUGGUUUGCUAUGAGGACGAGGGAGUCUACGUCAACACUUACGGACGCAUCACCAAGGACGUGGUGCUCCAGUGGGGGGAGAUGCCCACGUCUGUCGCCUACAUCCGCUCCAACCAAAUCAUGGGCUGGGGCGAGAAGGCCAUCGAGAUCCGGUCAGUGGAGACGGGCCACCUGGAUGGCGUCUUCAUGCACAAGAGAGCCCAGCGACUCAAGUUCCUGUGCGAGAGGAAUGACAAGGUUUUCUUUGCGUCUGUGCGGUCCGGAGGGUCCAGUCAGGUCUACUUCAUGACGCUGGGUCGAAGCAACCUGCUCAGCUGCCCUCGCUAACACUGGAUCUCAGAAGCCCACCACUUGGACAACCGCAAUUCCACCGGACCCGCGGACCAGGACUCCACGUACCCUUCCGCGACAGGAGGAAGGAGUCAAAUGUGAAUUCCCGAAGGAAAUCCCUGAAAAAUUUCCUGGUGCUCGUCAUCUUCGUCCUCGUGGUUUCUCCCGGACUUUGAACGUCUUCUAACUGUCGGAAAAGUUUUAACCAGUCCGUAAUUGUUUGUCAGUGCUCUUGUAUGACCGGGAUGAUGGAAGAUGAUGAUGAUGAUGAUGAUGAUGAUGAAGUUGAAGUGUGUUGUCAUGGAGAUACGUAAAGUGAAUGAGGCCUCUCUUCAGGCAGAAAGGACAAACAAGGACAAACAAGAUGGAUUCCAGUCAUAUUUUUUUCUUAAUCCUCCCACACGAGCGUGAAUAUUUGUCUUACCUUCUUUUUUGUUUUUAUUAUUAUUAUUAUUAAUAUUAAUAUGAUUAUUUUCCAAUGCACAUCCAAACCUUACCCCACCGUCUUGCUUGCUUCCACCCACAGAGGGCGACGUGCUGUCUGCACAGAAUGUGUGCUUACCAAAAAAAAAAAAAAAAAAAGUCAAUAAAGUUGUGUA